Molecule: messenger RNA, 645 nt
Organism: Trypanosoma theileri
Lineage: Eukaryota; Euglenozoa; Kinetoplastea; Trypanosomatida; Trypanosomatidae
Product: putative transcription elongation factor
Exons: 1
Biological process (GO): DNA-templated transcription
Source: RefSeq, a predicted model, not a curated record
AGUAGUAGUAGUAGUAAUAGUAGUAGUGAAUGGGGCUCAACAAGUAGUCUCUGUGAGAUACGAAGCUUUAUCACCGCUGAGUUUGUUCGUUUUAUAUCUGCACACCAUGGAUAUAAGAAGAGAUGCACGGUUAGAAGACUGGAUCCACUUCCACCAUCCUCAAGAAAACCGGGAUUGUGGCAGCGACUGAUGGAUGCAUUAAAGACUGAUCCCAUCACGUGUGAAGUGUCUUCUCUUAUCGUUGAUCGCAUUGUGGCAGGUAUCAGAGAUCAGGCGGAUCGUGUGCAUGCGGCUGCUGUUGUACUGCACCAUCUCGCCGAUCCCAACAACACCGCCCUCCGCCGGGAUGUAUUGGAGGGGCGCCUCCCACCAGAGAAACUCGCCUCCAUGCAGGAGAGGGAUCUUGUGAAUCCAAUGCUGCGAGAAAAGUGGGAGAAACAACGUUCUGAAACUCUUAGACAGAAGACUGUCGCGUUUGUUGAGCAACUCACAUCAACAGUGACUACUAUUUACACAUGCCCCUCUUGUGGUGGGCAACAAUGCACGCUGCGAGAACGACAGGCAGAUAAACAAAAAUGGGCGGGUGACGAUGCAACACCUUUUCUCCUGACGUGCUGCAGCUGCUCUCAUACCUUUAGACGGUAA